AGGCGCGGUGACAGCGCAGAGCCGGGCCCGCCCCUGGCUCCCACCCCCGGAGCCCACAGCGCCCUCCCGCUCGCGGCCGCCCGGGAGCUCUUCCAGCCCCGCGCUCCCCUCACCCGCCUGCCGCCCGCGCCCUCCCGCCGGCCGCCCGCGCUCGUCCCGCCGCCGCCCGCGCCCGCGCCAGCCCCCGCUGCUCCUCUGACCGGUCAUAGAUGGGAACAGAAAGUUCUUCUACGAUGUCGUACAGACGAGAACUAGAGAAAUACCGUGACCUGGAUGAAGAUGAAAUCCUUGGAGCCCUUACAGAAGAAGAGCUGAGGACCCUGGAAAAUGAGCUGGAUGAGCUGGACCCUGAUAAUGCACUGCUGCCUGCGGGCCUGAGGCAGAAGGAUCAGACCACCAAGGCGCCCACGGGCCCCUUUAAAAGGGAGGAGCUCUUGGAUCACUUGGAAAAGCAAGCAAAGGAGUUUAAGGACCGAGAAGAUCUGGUCCCCUACACAGGGGAGAAGCGAGGAAAAGUCUGGGUCCCCAAGCAGAAGCCGAUGGACCCCGUGCUGGAAAGUGUGACACUGGAGCCAGAGCUGGAGGAGGCCCUGGCAAAUGCCUCGGAUGCGGAACUCUGUGACAUCGCAGCUAUCCUGGGCAUGCACACGCUCAUGAGCAACCAGCAGUACUACCAGGCCUUGGGCAGCAGCUCCAUCGUGAACAAGGAGGGACUCAACAGUGUGAUCAAACCUACACAAUACAAGCCUGUGCCUGAUGAAGAACCAAAUGCAACAGACUUGGAUGAAACGCUGGAGCGGAUAAAGAGCAACGACCCCAAACUUGAAGAGGUCAACCUCAACAACAUCCGGAAUAUCCCCAUACCCACUCUCAAGGCGUAUGCAGAAGCCCUGAAAGAGAACUCGUAUGUGAAGAAGUUCAGCAUCGUGGGGACACGGAGCAAUGACCCCGUGGCAUUUGCCCUUGCUGAGAUGCUCAAGGUGAACAAGGUGUUGAAGACACUGAACGUGGAGUCCAACUUCAUUUCCGGAGCCGGGAUCCUGCGCCUGGUGGAAGCUCUUCCAUACAACACUUCUCUGGUGGAACUGAAGAUCGAUAACCAGAGCCAGCCCCUGGGCAACAAGGUGGAAAUGGAGAUCGUGAGCAUGUUGGAAAAAAAUGCAACACUUCUCAAAUUCGGCUACCACUUCACUCAGCAGGGGCCCCGGCUGCGGGCGUCCAACGCGAUGAUGAACAACAACGACCUUGGGAGCUGCAGGGAACCCAGCCUGUUCCUGCUGCUGCUAUUACUGUGGCUACUUUCCUGGCCCUGUGGAGGCCUGACCAGAGAGUGACUCACAUGAAGUGCUUAAAAGAAGUGCCUCCAAACAACUUGGCUCAAAUGAAAGCAGCAAAGCACUGCCUGGAGCCCACUCUCCCCUAAGCUCCGGAGCAAGGUCCUGUAGCGCCAACGAAGAGCUGUUUGUGGUCAUCCUGCCUCCUGCCAAGGUAGGGACACUAAGCAGACAUGGCCCUUUUUGGCCCUUUUCUCCUCAUACAUGAGUCUCUUUUCCCAGAUGCUUGUAUCUUACUCUCAUUUCCCUCUGGUUUAACUCUUAGCCUUCUUUUUAAAUAUUUACAAGUUAAAAAAAUGAACAUAGAGCCAGCCAGACCUUUCUGUUUCCUGAUGAAAGGGGACAAUACUACCUAUGAAGUAGACUUGGGGAAAAAAAAGGAAAGAAAGAAAAAAGGAAAUCAAACCUGAACCUGAUCAAGUCUCUAGACAUGAGCUAUCUAAUAUGGUAGCCACUAGCCACAUGUGGCUAAUAGGCACUUGAAAUGUGGCUUGAGAUGUGCUGUAAUAAGGGUGACAUAGAUGCAGGAUUUCAAGGACUUAGUAUACAAAAAAAAGAGUAAAAUAUCUCAUUAAUAAUUUUUUACACUGGAUACAAGUUGAAAUAAUAUUUUGGCUACAUUCCAUUUAAUAAAGCAUAUUAUUGAAAUUAAUUUCACUUGUUUCCUUUUACUUUUUAAAAUGUGGCUACUAGAAAAUGUAAAAUUCCAUUGUAGCUCACAUUAUAUUCCUAUUAGACAGCACUAUUAUAAAUCUAACUACAGUUCAUAGGAAAUACAGAGGACAGAGGAACAUCCCAUGGAGAUGCAAUCAGCAUUAUACUGAUUGUGGGAAAUGCUAUAAGCAAAAUGAUCUAAUUCCUUCAAAAAAUAAACUGCAGGGGAAAAUAAAAGAUGGAAGUGAAUCUCUAGAUUAAAAGGGACUUUAGGAGACAUAGUGAUCAAUCACAAUGAGUGGACCUUACUUGCAUCCUGAUAGAAACAAACUUAAAAAAGUAUGAGAUAACUGGGAAUUUUAACCACUGGCUGGAUAUUUGAUAACAUUAAGAAAUUGCUGUUAAAAUGUUUUAGAUGUGAUGAUGGUUUUACAAUUAUUUAUUUUUAAAAAAACCUUUAUCUUUUAGAGAUAUCUACUAAAAUAGUUAUGAAUGAAAUGACAUGACAUCAGGAUUCUCUUCUAAAUGAUCCAGGAUGGGAGAAGGGGGUGGGGAUAGAUCAAAGCUGGCCAUGAGUUUAUAACUGUUGAAGCUGCGGGAGAGGUACAAGGGAGUUCACUGUACUGUUUUCUCUAUUUUUUUUAAUGUUUGAAAUUUUUCAUAGUAAAAAGUAAAACAAAACCAAAAAACCCAGCCAAACAAAUGUCUUUCAACCAUCUACGGUACCCAUGAGGCAGGGGCAAAGAGAACAUUCUAGAGCACUUGCAAACAAACUGCUUUGGUGUUGAAAGCCACUUGCUUCCUGUAGCAAAAAGCCUGUGUUUUAUUCAGUUGAUGAACUAUUUACAAGUAAUAAUUACACUCUUUCCAAAUUGUUAUCUUUGGAAAGAAAACAACUUCUUGCCAAACCAUCACCAAAAAGAAUAACUAAGCCAAGUCAUUCAAAGUAGUGAGUCUCCAAUCACCGGAGCACCAAAGAGAAGAACCAGUUUAAGCACUGAAUGACCCAAGUGUUAGCCACCCCACAGAUACUCUGAAGAGAGAACUCAUCACAACUCUUGCUGAUCAGAAUGUCUAGCUUUCACAUUUGUCUCUAUAUUAAGAUUUGUCCCUAUGAAGAAAAGGAAAAUGCUUCUUCUUAAAGCAAGCAUACCAGGCUUCUUAUAGGAGAUCCUACUAGGACUGAUCCCCAUGGGCACAAUCUCUGCAAACACACCAACACGCAAUUCUGGAAAACAGCAAGCUCCUCCUUUGCUGGUCUAGCCAAUGAGAAACAAAACAGAAUACAGUCUUUCUCUCCCAUUUCCAGGUAUAAGAUAUUUAUUCAGUUAAAUUAUCUGGAACAUUCUAUGCUCUAACUCCCUUUUCCCACUGAAACAGUUGUUCCUAAUUUGAGGUUUCUUAAUACUUCAGCUACCCUAUUAUUACACAACAGAUAUAAUUCUUACAUUUGGCACUUAUUUAUUGUGUAUCUACCAUGUGCAAAAAUGUCAAAUUGAAAAGGUGUUUCUAUAGCAAUAAGCAUUUAACUAUAAAACUGAAAUACCACUGAGCAAUUUCAACAUGUAAGAUUACAACCCAGCUUUUAAAGCUACAACCUUUUCUUUUCUUAUCAUCAUCACCAGCACUAACACUAGCGAGGUAUUCCCCACCACCUCUAUCACCCAUGAUGCUAAAGCAUAAAGUCACUCCAACAAAGCAGCUCUCUUGGGAGAGCAAUAGCUUUAUUCCCUGUGUGGUGUGAAGUGCAGAUCUGAUCCCACCAGGUUCACUAAACACGUAGUGAUCCUCUGAUACAGCCAGGUGGUCUCUCAAAUGAAC
Molecule: messenger RNA, 3809 nt
Organism: Delphinapterus leucas (beluga whale)
Lineage: Eukaryota; Metazoa; Chordata; Mammalia; Artiodactyla; Monodontidae
Source: RefSeq, a predicted model, not a curated record